Messenger RNA from Zychaea mexicana, 1718 nucleotides. Its product is annotated as acyl-CoA dehydrogenase/oxidase. The coding region runs from base 75 to 1616 and encodes 513 amino acids. The transcript is spliced from 11 exons. Lineage: Eukaryota; Fungi; Mucoromycota; Mucoromycetes; Mucorales; Lichtheimiaceae. Gene Ontology annotation, molecular function: oxidoreductase activity, acting on the CH-CH group of donors; flavin adenine dinucleotide binding. The record is from RefSeq and is a predicted model, not a curated record.
CACACUUUUCGUUUUCUUCUCUUUCACUGUCUCUUUCACUUUACACACACACUCUCUCUUACCCCCCCCCACUCAUGCCUAAGGAACUCAAAGUAUUCACCCGCGAGGAAGUCGCCAAGCAUAGCUCUGAGGAUGACUGCUGGAUUAUCAUUGACUCUGAAGUCUAUGACGUGAGCACCUUUGCUGAUAUGCAUCCAGGAGGCGCUGAACUUUUACUUGAGUUUGGUGGCAAAGAUGUUACAGAUGACUUUUACGGUCUCCAUCGUCAAGAGGUCAUUGUCAAGUAUGCUCCUCGUCUCAAGAUCGGCACUAUUGCAAAUGAGAAAGCACAGAUCGCCAUUCCCAAGCCUGGCGAUUUGUCCAAGGUGCCUUAUGCCGAACCAAGCUACUGGAUGGGCUUCAAAAGCCCUUACUUCAACGAGAGCCACACUAAAUUCCGCCAGGCACUCCGUGAGCUCUAUGCCGACAUCAAGCCUGACGCCAUCAUCAACGAAGAACUCGGCAAGGCACCCAGUCUCGACUUGUACAAGUUCUUGGGUGAGGAAGGCGUUUUAGCUUCCCAGAUUGGUCCUGGCCCUUGGCUCAAGGGUCUAAAGUUGCCCGGUGGCAUUAAGCCUGAGGACUUUGAUUAUUUCCACGAAAUGAUUGCUCACGAGGAAACUGCACGUGUCGGCGCACCUGGCUUUGUUGACGGUAUUUCUUCCGGUUAUAGCAUUGGUUUGCCUCCCGUCUUCAACUUUGGCCCACCCCAUUUGAAGGAGCGUGUCGUGCCUGAAGUGCUUUUGGGUCGCAAGCGUAUCUGUCUUGCCAUCACUGAACCUUACACUGGCUCUGAUGUCGCUCAAAUCCGCACCACUGCUAAACGCACUCCUGAUGGCAAGCACUUUAUCGUGAAUGGUGUCAAGAAGUGGAUCACCAACGGUACCUUCGCUGACUACUUUAGUGUGGCUGUUCGUACCGAGAAGGGUAUCACUAUGCUUUUCAUCGAGCGCUGUGAAGGCCUUGAGACCAAGGGUGUCAAGACUUCGUACUCGGCUGCUGCUGGUACUUCAUACAUCACCUUCGAAAAUGUCAAGGUGCCUGUCGAGAACAUUCUUGGCAAGGAAGGUCAGGGCUUCCAGGUCAUCAUGUACAACUUCAACCACGAGCGAUGGUAUAUUUGCAGCUCAAUCAUUGCAUCCACUCGUUCGAUCAUCGAAGGUAAAUGCUUCAAAUGGGCACAUCAGCGAAAAGUUUUCGGCAAGCGCUUGAUCGACCAGCCUGUCAUUCGUGCGAAGAUCGGUGCCAUGAUUUCGCAACUUGAGCCCUGUCAAAACUGGCUUGAAAACAUCACUUACCAGAUGUGCAACAUGCCUUAUCUCGAGCAAUCCCAAAAACUUGCUGGCUCCAUCGCUUUGCUUAAAUACCAAGCUACGCGUGUUGCACACAAUGUUUCUGAUGACGCUUGUCAGAUCUUUGGUGGUAGAGGUAUCACCAAGACUGGUAUGGGUAGAGCUGUCGAGUCCUUCCAAAGAACCUACAAGUUUGCUGCAAUUCUUGGUGGUUCCGAGGAGAUCAUGAGUGAUCUCGGUGUGAGACAGGCCAUGAAGUACUUCCCCAAGAACGCCAGAUUGUAAUGGCACAUGAGUAACAAUCGUGCGUAUACAGCUUAAAACAUUUGUCUUGGUUAUUCGAAAUAAAAAAUCAUCAUCGUCGCAUUUUUUUUGUAAUUGUGAAAG